Clonostachys rhizophaga is the source of this 1146-nucleotide messenger RNA. Lineage: Eukaryota; Fungi; Ascomycota; Sordariomycetes; Hypocreales; Bionectriaceae. The record is from the annotation of a GenBank genome assembly.
AUGCGUUCUGCCGCUCUCCUUUCUCUGCUGCCCUUGGCACUUGCAGCACCUGCGACUCGUGCUCCUCUCUACACCCGGGAGGAGGCCAUUGAGGGCAAGUACAUUGUCAAGGUCAAGAACGGAGCCUCCGCAUCCAUCAACUCUGCCAUCGCCAGCAUUGCGUCCAACGCCGACCAUGUGUACAAGAACCUGGGAGGGUUUUCUGCCAGCCUGACGUCCGAGGAGGUCGAGACUCUGCGCAACAACCCUGAUAUUGAAUACAUCGAGCAAGACCAAAAGGCCACCAUGUUCGCUACCCAGACCGGUGCUCCCUGGGGACUGGCUCGCCUCUCCAACAAGGAGCCUGGCUCCAGCACCUACACCUAUGAUGACGCGGCUGGAGAGGGCACCUGUGUCUAUGUUCUCGACACUGGUAUUGACACCGAGCUGAGCGAAUUCGGUGGGCGUGCAUCCUGGGCUGGUGACUUUAUUGGAACAGGCAAGGAUGAUCAAGGCCACGGCACUCACUGCGCCGGUACAGUCGGUUCCAACACGUACGGUGUUGCAAAGAAGGCCAAGCUUUUCGCCAUCAAGGUCCUCGAUUUCGAGGGCAACGGUGAAUAUGCCCAAGUUAUUGCCGGCCUUGACAUGAUCGCGGAUCAUGCGGCUACCCAAGACUGCCCCAAGGGAGUCGUCGCUUCGAUGUCUCUGGGCGGUCCCAAGUCGCAGGCCGUCAAUGAUGCCGCAGCCAACGUCGUCAGCGCUGGAAUCUUCCUGGCCGUCGCUGCUGGAAACGGCAACCGAAUCACCCGCCUCCCCGAAGAUGUCGCCCUUGUCUCGCCUGCCUCCGAGCCCUCCGCUUGCACUGUCGGCGCAAGCGAUAGCCAGGACCGCGUUGCCUCUUUCUCCAACUUCGGUGCCCUGCUCGACGUCUAUGCGCCCGGUGUCGGUAUCAGGAGUCUUCAGCCCGGCGGCUCGACCUUGGAUGCUAACGGCACAUCGAUGGCUACCCCUCACGUUGCUGGUUUGGUCGCCUACUACUUGAGUCUCGGGGCUACCGAGGCCGCCGGUGCGUGCAGAUAUAUCGUGGACCAAGGUCUGAAGGGCGUUAUCAAUGGUGUUCCUUCUGGCACCGCCAAUGUUCUCGUCCAGAACGGCCAGGCCUAG